AUGAGUUCCUUGCAACUGGUUUUUCCACUUGUUUUGAUUUUCAACUUGAUCUUCAUCAUUCAACAUUAUUCAUGUGAUGCUCAAGACCUAAAGAGAUGUAGAUUUGAUGCAAUAUAUCAAUUAGGGGAUUCAAUAUCAGACACUGGUAAUUCUAUCGUAGAGAUUCCUCAAGCUUACCAUGCCAGAUUUCCCUAUGGUCAAACAAUUAACAAAGCAACUGGUAGACCUUCUGAUGGAUUUCUAAUGAUUGAUUAUAUUGCGCAAUCAGCUGGUCUUCCACUGCUUGAGCCAUAUGAGAAUCCAAAUUCAAGUUUUAGUCAUGGAGUGGAUUUUUCCGUCGCUGGUGUUACUGCAUCAACUGUUAAAACUCUAAUAAAGUGGCAUAUUCCACUUCCAUACUCUAACAACUCUCUUAGUGUACAAGUUAAAUGGUUGAAGAAGCAUUUGUCCACAUUUUGCAAUGUCAAAAAAGAUUGCCAUAGGAAACUCAAAUCAGCACUUUUCAUGGUUGGGACAAUUGGAGCCAAUGAUUAUGACUUUGCAUUUUUCCAAGGAAAAAGCAUUGAAGAGGUAAAAAAGGUCAUGGUGCCUAGAGUUAUACAAACUAUUAAGACUGCUAUCCAAAAAGUUAUUGAUUAUGGUGCUUUUCGAGUGGUUGUACCUGGAAUCUUUCAAUUGGGUUGUACACCGAGCUUACUUACUGCGUUUUCAUCAAAUAAUUCUGUUUAUGAUGCACAUGGUUGUCUAAAAGAUUACAAUGACUUCUUUAUGUAUCACAAUAAUCAUCUACAAGUAGCAUUACAAAAAAUAAGGAAGAAGAAUCCUCAUGUACGCAUUAUAUAUGGUGAUAUUUAUGGUGCUCUCCAAUGGGUUUUGGAUAAUCUUUCAAAUCUUGGUUAG
Hevea brasiliensis (rubber tree) is the source of this 900-nucleotide messenger RNA. Its product is annotated as GDSL esterase/lipase At1g28650-like. The coding region runs from base 1 to 900 and encodes 299 amino acids. The record is from RefSeq and is a predicted model, not a curated record. NCBI's taxonomy places the organism in Eukaryota, Viridiplantae, Streptophyta, Magnoliopsida, Malpighiales, Euphorbiaceae. Gene Ontology annotation, molecular function: hydrolase activity, acting on ester bonds. The transcript has 4 exons.